AUGGUGAUGGCAAUGGUUGCUCUACGACGGGGUGCUGGAGUUUUCCAACGAGGCCUUCGGCAGCAAAGCCGACCGAGAGGUUCUGCUUGCCUCUCACAGCAGGCCAAGGUGCCUCGAGCAUGCAACACCGCCGUCUCCGUGGCUAGCUUUGGCAGCCGGAGCUCGCCCACAGCUGGGCGCUGGAGCGCUUGUGUUUCCGUUCACAGAAACGAGGAUUUGCGACCAUUGGUUUCGCCGGUGGUACCAGUAGCGGUGGCGUUGCGUAGCGUGCAGCACUUGUCUAGCAGCGGGAGAGGAGGAAGAGAAAAAAGAGGCGGCGCAGACAAGCGGCGAAGAAGCAACACCUCUAACAACUCCCGGGAGGGCAAGGAGAAGGAGGAGAAGGAGGAAUACACUUUCCUCGAGAAAGAUGACCUUGGCAGACUGUCGAACGAGCCCAAGAGUGGGCUCAAGACGGACACGGCGGCAGCUAGGGGGGCAGAGGAAAAAGUGGACGCAACGAACGUGACCCUGUGGCAGCGCUGGAAGCAGGCGAGGGCCAAGAUGAAGUUGCUGUGGAAACAAUACGGCCUUGUUUGGAUCGGGACCUACACCGUCCUGUACUUCGGCGGGCUAGCAGGGAUCUACGUUGUUUUGGACACGGGUUUGGUGGCAUCUGAUGUGGACACAUCUCAUGCGAUCCAAGUCUUGGCGGACUACAUCGGUGCCCAAGACAACCCCAGCGUGACUUGGCUUCAGAACACCAUCAAGACCAACCCGAAGGCAAACACGCUCCUCAAAGCCGUGAUCGUCAACGAGCUGAUAGAGUACCCGCGAGAUAUCGUGGCGAUUGCUGCCACGCCGUCGAUUGCCCGCGCACUAGGUCGAGCCCCACCCAAGGCGAAGACCUGAACAGGCUUCAUGGUCCGCUCAAGGCAGCGUUGACGUUUUAGCUUUGUGCUGAUGUGACCAGCGUCUGUCUGAUUUGGUUUUCAAGGCUAGAGGGACGACUACUGUUGUGCUAGGAUUUAAACCCAAAUCGCCCUCGGGUCCAUCGAGAGUUGAAUGGUACUGGUGAUGGAAUAAGGAGAUUGGCGGUAAAAAACGUGCUUCUGCUGACAGCGUGCAGACCUUGUCAUUUUUUGUGGUUUGUGUUUUUCGUCAUCCGCAGAGUGGAGGAGUGAGGAUUUGUUGUGUGUAUUGGCGUAUGGAGGCACACGGUGCAAAAUAAACCUUUGCAAUUUU
Messenger RNA from Ectocarpus siliculosus, 1224 nucleotides. The record is from the annotation of a GenBank genome assembly. Lineage: Eukaryota; Phaeophyceae; Ectocarpales; Ectocarpaceae.